Messenger RNA from Gossypium arboreum, 908 nucleotides. RefSeq lists its product as uncharacterized. Gene Ontology annotation, molecular function: fatty acyl-CoA hydrolase activity. The record is from RefSeq and is a predicted model, not a curated record. Bases 222 to 698 code for a protein of 158 amino acids. NCBI's taxonomy places the organism in Eukaryota, Viridiplantae, Streptophyta, Magnoliopsida, Malvales, Malvaceae. The transcript is spliced from 3 exons.
UUUGAUUGGAUUCCAUCCCACCCUCAACCUAACUUGUUGAAGACAGGUUGGCCGACUACUUUGACCGUAUGGAAGAAGUUUGCCAUGGCUUUGGGUUUUGGUAAAGCUAAUAUAAAUAUAUAAAAUUAUUUAUUCAUUUCCCAAUUCCCACAUAGAAUAGUGGUGUGCCUACAGUUUUUUACUUCUGCAAUUGCGAGAAGAAACGAGGCGGUCAAAAUCCAAUGGAUUUGGAAACGGUGAAGAAAUACUUGGAGAAAGGAGUUGGGGCUGACGGCGAUGACAAGAACGCCUCAACCAUCAAUGGCAUGCCUUCUAGAUUCUUCGAAAACUUCAUCAUGCAAGGUCUCCAUGUUGACCAAAUCGAAAAGGGUCGAGUCCUUUGCUCCAUGAAAGUCCCUCCUCGUUUGCUGAACGCUGGUAAUUUCUUGCACGGUGGAGCUACUGCAUCACUGGUGGAUUUGGUUGGAUCAGCGGUUAUUUACACCUACGGAGUUAGCACCAGUGGAGUUUCUGUCGAAAUCAGUAUCACUUACUUGGAUGCUGCUUAUGUUGGCGAGGAAAUCGAGAUAGAGGCUAAGGCAUUGCGUGUUGGGAAGACUGUUGCCGUUGUCACGGUUGAGUUUCGGAAGAAAAAAACUGGGAAAAUCAUUGCGCAAGGGCGUCAUACCAAGUACCUCACCGCCCAGAGUAAAAUGUAAAUGAUAUUUCUAUCUGAGCUGUCUUCAUACGCAAUUCCUUAUGUUAGCAUAAAUAUUUACACACUCACCACGUUCUUUUUAAUAAGUGAAUUUCAUUUGAAAUUUCUUGCCUGCUCUUCAUCUCCAGUGACUUGUAUAAGUAUUUGGUUGUGUAAAACUGUGUGUUAGCAUUAUAUCUAGAACUUGAUCCAGCUCCAAAGGACUUUGACA